Eurypyga helias (sunbittern) is the source of this 1537-nucleotide messenger RNA. It is a transcript of the gene AP3M1, whose product is annotated as adaptor-related protein complex 3, mu 1 subunit. Gene Ontology annotation, cellular component: clathrin adaptor complex; cytoplasmic vesicle. Lineage: Eukaryota; Metazoa; Chordata; Aves; Eurypygiformes; Eurypygidae. The record is from RefSeq and is a predicted model, not a curated record. The transcript is spliced from 8 exons. Gene Ontology annotation, biological process: intracellular protein transport; endocytosis. The coding region runs from base 1 to 1248 and encodes 415 amino acids.
AUGAUCCACAGCCUGUUUCUUAUAAACUGUUCUGGAGAUAUAUUCUUGGAGAAGCACUGGAGGAGCGUUGUGAGCCAAUCUGUGUGCGAUUAUUUCUUCGAAGCUCAGGAGAAAGCAAUCGAUGUUGAGAAUGUGCCUCCUGUCAUCUCAACACCACAUCACUACCUCAUCAGCAUCUAUCGGGAUAAAAUCUUCUUUGUGUCUGUCAUACAGACAGAAGUGCCACCACUCUUUGUAAUUGAAUUUCUACACCGAGUAGCAGAUACUUUCCAGGAUUACUUUGGCGAAUGUUCUGAGACUGCAAUUAAGGACAAUGUAGUUAUUGUGUAUGAACUUCUGGAAGAAAUGUUAGACAAUGGCUUUCCACUGGCAACAGAAUCAAACAUAUUGAAGGAGCUGAUUAAGCCUCCCACAAUUUUGCGCUCCGUUGUCAACUCCAUCACAGGCAGUAGUAAUGUGGGCGACACACUUCCCACCGGACAGUUGUCUAACAUUCCUUGGCGCAGAGCAGGGGUAAAAUACACAAACAACGAAGCCUAUUUUGAUGUCAUUGAAGAAAUUGAUGCGAUUAUAGACAAAUCAGGUUCCACAGUCUUUGCAGAAAUCCAAGGUGUUAUUGAUUCAUGUAUUAAGCUCUCAGGAAUGACUCUUUCUUUCAUGAACCCACGGCUGCUGGAUGACGUCAGCUUCCAUCCGUGUAUUCGGUUCAAACGCUGGGAAUCUGAGAGAGUCCUUUCAUUUAUUCCUCCAGAUGGGAAUUUCAGAUUGAUCUCCUACCGUGUCAGUUCACAGAACUUGGUGGCAAUUCCCGUAUAUGUGAAGCACAUGAUCAGUUUUAAGGAAAACAGUUCUUCGGGAAGAUUUGAUGUUACCAUUGGACCAAAACAGAAUAUGGGGAAAACAGUAGAAGGAGUUGUUAUGACAGUUCACAUGCCAAAGGCCGUACUUAACAUGAACCUCACCGCUACACAAGGCAGCUAUACAUUUGACCCAGUUACUAAAGUGUUAACAUGGGACGUUGGGAAAAUUACCCCUCAAAAGCUACCAAACCUGAAGGGCAUAGUGAACCUGCAGUCUGGAGCCCCCAAGCCAGAGGAGAAUCCAAGUUUAAACAUCCAGUUUAAGAUACAACAGCUUGCAAUUUCAGGACUGAAAGUGAAUCGCCUAGACAUGUAUGGAGAAAAAUACAAGCCUUUUAAAGGUGUCAAAUACAUUACAAAAGCCGGAAAAUUCCAAGUCAGGACAUGAGAAGAUGUCAUGAGAAGAUUUCCUACUUCCAGGAGGAAAUUCCCCCUGAACAAAACUUGACUGCUUAGUGACUUGUUGCUAUUAAUUAGGUGCCAAUUAAUUAAUAGACACUGAUUAGUUUGGGAUCAAAGCAUCUGUGCACAGCAGCUCUUAAGAUGAAAGCAUAGUGUAGUUUUUCUUAUUAUGGCUUUAAAUUAAGGUACUUGUUUUCUAAUACACCUUCACUCUUUUUUUAUGGAAUUGUGCUGGUGAGUAGUUUGAUAGAGGUGAUCCACAAAACGUCGCGAAC